This is a messenger RNA of Vicia villosa (hairy vetch), 2339 nucleotides long. RefSeq names its product cysteine-rich receptor-like protein kinase 44. The record is from RefSeq and is a predicted model, not a curated record. Bases 176 to 2155 code for a protein of 659 amino acids. Gene Ontology annotation, biological process: protein phosphorylation. Gene Ontology annotation, molecular function: protein kinase activity; ATP binding. The transcript is spliced from 7 exons. NCBI's taxonomy places the organism in Eukaryota, Viridiplantae, Streptophyta, Magnoliopsida, Fabales, Fabaceae.
CAUUAUCAUGCUGUCAAAAAGAAGGUUUUUGCUCUUGACUAAUAGGCGUACAAGUUUAUGGUCAGUCAACUUAAGAGUCUAACACCCACCAGUCCACAACCUUACAUUUCAUAAUACUCCAUUCAUCCCUUUACUCUUCAUUUUGAUAUUUCAAAGAAAUUUUAUUUUUUGUGCAAUGCCUCUGCUUUCCUUUUCCUUUCUUUGUUAUGUGUUUUUUAUAACUAUAUCCCAAGCCAGAGCUGGAGAUCGGGUAUCAUGUGAUAACGACAGAGGCAACUACACAACCAACAGCCCCUACGGCAACAACCUUAAAACCCUUUUAUCCAGUUUCACUUCUCAUACAGAAAUUAACUACGGUUUCUACAAUUUCUCAUAUGGCAAAGAUCCAGAUAAAGCAUACGCCAUUGGAUUGUGUCGUGGAGAUAUUGAGCCAAAUCAGUGUCUUACAGACAUAAAUAAUUCCUUUUCCUAUCUCAAAGAACAGUGUCCAAAUCAAAAGGAGGCAAUUGUGUGGGGUGCUGAAUUAACUUUGUGGUACUCAGAUCGCUCAAUAUUUGGGAUAGUAGAUACUUACACUCCAAUAUAUUUAGGCUUUGAAUCUGAAAGGAAUUCAACUGAUGUGGAUGCAUACAGCGACGCACUGAGUAAGUUGAUGAGAAAACUUAAAGACAAAGCUGCAUCAGGUGACACCCGUAGUAAAUAUGACGCGGAUAUUGGGAUUGAUCCUGUGAAAAAUGAAACUAUAUACGGUUUUGUGCAGUGUGUGCCUGAUUUGUCAUCGCAACAAUGCGAUGAUUGCUUGGAAGAAGCAAUUUCAGAAAUUCCUUAUUGUUGUAAUGGCAAAAUGGGAGGAAAUAUUCUUAAACCAAGUUGUCGUCUAAGAUAUGAACCUUAUCUCUUCUACAAUUCAACCAUUGUGUUAGACUCACUACCAACCACCAAUAACGCUUCUUUAGGAGGACAUAGUAAAACCCGAAUCAUCAUCGUCACUGUAGUUCCGGGUGUUACCGUGGUUUUGAUACUUAUUUUUAUUUGCAUUUAUUUAAGACUCAGAAAGCCAAAACAAAAAUUUAAAGCUUACAUUGGAAAAUAUGAUGAUAGAGAUGAAGAAGAAAUCACCAAUGUUGAGUCAUUGAGAUUUAACUUUAAUUUCAUACUACUUGCUACAAAUGGCUUCUCUAAUUCUAAUAAACUUGGACAAGGUGGAUUUGGAGUGGUUUAUCUGGGAAAAUUGCCAAAUGGCCACAUGAUUGCAGUUAAAAGGUUGUCAACAAAUUCUGCCCAAGGAGACGAAGAAUUUAAAAAUGAAGUACUAUUAGUAGCGAAGCUUCAGCAUCGAAACUUAGUUAGGUUACAGGGUUUUACAUUAGAAGGAAGAGAAAGGCUACUAAUUUAUGAAUAUGUUUCAAAUAAAAGUCUUGAUUUCUUCAUAUUUGAUUCAACAAGGAAAACACAGUUGAAUUGGGAAAAGCGCUACAAUAUCAUAAAAGGUAUUGCACGAGGUCUUCUUUAUCUUCAUGAAGAUUCCCGCCUACGCAUUAUACAUCAUGAUCUUAAAGCAAGCAAUAUUCUUUUAGACGACGAGAUGAAUCCUAAGAUAUCUGAUUUUGGAUUGGCAAGAUUGUGUAUUGAAGAUGAAACUCAAGGAUGUACGAAUAGAAUUGUUGGAACCUAUGGAUAUAUGGCACCAGAGUAUGUGAUGUAUGGAGAAUUUUCAGUAAAAUCAGAUGUUUUUAGUUUUGGAGUAUUAGUUCUUGAAAUUAUAAGUGGUCAUAAAAAUAGUGCAAGCAUUUGUCACGGGGAGAAUAUGGAAUAUCUAUUGAGCUAUGCAUGGAGAAGCUGGAUAGAGGGGAACGCAACUAAUAUUAUAGAUCCAUCUUUAAACAACAUUUCACAAAAUGAAAUAAUGAGAUGCAUUCAUAUUGGUUUACUCUGUAUUCAAGAAAAUAUAGUUGACAGACCAACCAUGGCAACUGUUGCACACAUGCUUAAUAGUUAUUCACUCACUCUCUCGAUACCUUCCAAACCUGCAUACUUUAUGGGAAGUGGACCUAAAAGGCUACAAGAUAUGGAGCCACUGGUUGCUGAUGCAGCUGCAACAAGAUUUGAUGAAUCGAUUAACCAAGUUUCAAUUACUGAACCAUACCCUCGAUAGAUUUCAAUCAUAAAACAAGAUGGUUCAUAAGGGUGGUAUACAUUACUUUAUCAUCCGUGUAAUUCAACCAAAUUAUAAUUUCUUGAGACUCGUAAUUAGCUAUUACAAAUUCUAGUUAAGAUGUAUCUUGUUAAACUCAAAGAAGAUAGCCUUGUUGUGUUUAUCAAACCUGUUAAGAAUAUAU